GUUCCGCUCCCGCGUGUUCCGCUCCCGCGUUCCCCGCACCCCCUGCGGGCGGGAUGGCGGGGGCGAGCGCGGCCCUGCUUGCGGGGCUGCUGGGGAGGCUGGCGCUGGUGCUGUACGGGCUGUACCAGGACCGCACCAUGCGGGUGCGCUACACCGACGUCGACUACCGGGUGUUCACGGACGCGGCGCGGCUGGUGACCGAGGGGCGCUCGCCCUACCGGCGGGCCACCUACCGCUACACGCCGCUGCUGGCCUGGCUGCUCACGCCCAACGUGUUCCUCGCCGAGGCCUUCGGGAAGCUGCUCUUCGUGGCCGGGGACCUGGCGGCUGCUGGCGUCGCUUACCGGGCCCUGCGGCGCCGGGGGGUCGCCGCCGGCCGCGCCUGUGGGUGCUGCGCCGCCGCCUGGCUCCUCAACCCGCUGCCCAUGGCCGUGUCCAGCCGGGGCAACGCGGAGGCGCUGGUGGCGCUGCUGGUGCUCGCCACCCUGCACUGGGUGGAGGCGGGCAGCGUGGGCAAGGCCGCCGUGUGCUACGGGCUGGCCGUGCACAUGAAAAUCUACCCCCUGAGCUACGCGCUGCCCAUAGCGCUCCGCCUGCGCGCCCGGCCGGGCCGCGGGGAAGCGGCGCUGCGUGCGCGGGGUGACAGAGCGGCGAAGGUCGCGUCCGUGGCGCGCCUCUGGCACCUUCUUGUAGAGAUGCUGAGCCGCGACGUGCUACUCUUCGGAACAGUUGCCGGAUCAGUGCUGGCUGCCUUGACUGUGGCAUUUUAUCACCUCUAUGGCUGGGAGUUUUUGGAGCACGCCUACCUCUAUCACCUGACUAGGAGGGAUAUCCGUCAUAAUUUCUCUCCCUAUUUCUACAUGUUGUACUUGACCGCAGAGAGCAAAUGGAGUUUUGCCCUUGGGCUCGCAGCUUUCCUGCCCCAGCUGCUUUUGCUCCUGGUUGUUUCCAUAGCGUUCUACAGAGACCUUGCCUUCAGUUGUUUCCUACACACCGCUAUUUUUGUGACUUUUAACAAAGUGUGCACAUCCCAGUACUUUGUCUGGUAUCUCUGCCUUUUGCCCAUUGUAAUGCCUAGUAUUAAGAUGUCCUGGCAUAGGGGUGUGCUGCUUCUCUUUCUGUGGUUCAUCGGACAAGGCCUGUGGCUUACUCCUGCAUUCUUUCUGGAGUUCAAAGGAUAUAACACUUAUUUAUUUAUAUGGUUAGCAGGCUUGCUUUUCCUUUUAAUUAAUAGCUUCAUAAUUGUUCAGAUUAUUACACAUUAUCAAAAAGAAGCACAAGUUGCAAAAAAACUGAAGCAACGGUAAUAAACAGACCAAAAUCCAGAAA
Lonchura striata (white-rumped munia) is the source of this 1329-nucleotide messenger RNA. It is a transcript of the gene PIGM, whose product is annotated as phosphatidylinositol glycan anchor biosynthesis class M. Gene Ontology annotation, cellular component: glycosylphosphatidylinositol-mannosyltransferase I complex; membrane. The record is from RefSeq and is a predicted model, not a curated record. Gene Ontology annotation, molecular function: GPI mannosyltransferase activity; alpha-1,4-mannosyltransferase activity. Gene Ontology annotation, biological process: GPI anchor biosynthetic process. Lineage: Eukaryota; Metazoa; Chordata; Aves; Passeriformes; Estrildidae.